AUGAGGCGGCACGAGAAAACCAAGCAGCAGCAUGGGAGCAGCGGAAGAAGGGCGGCACUGUGGCUCCUUGUGCCUCCUCUUCUAGUUCUGGCUGUGAUCAAGACUAAUUUACUGCCGCAGGUUGCGCGCUUUAAGGAGACCGGAUUUGACAAAUUAACAAAUGAAAUGGUUCAGAGAGUUUCAUCUUUAGGUUUGGAUAGUGCAAGUCGGCAGCAACAAUCACUUGACGCAGAAUCUGCAAAAGAUGUGGCAGCACCGACAAUGAGCAAGCUAACCUGCAACUGGAGCAAUCGUCACUCGGACACCUGCAGAAUGGAAGGUGACUUGCGGAUCCAUGGCAAAGCCGGUACAGUCUACGUCCUUUCAUCAUCCACCUUCAACCCAAACAACUCGACCAUCACAAUCCGGCCGUACACGCGAAAGUGGGAGCAAGAGACCAUGGCAAGGAUUCGGGAGGUCACCAUUCGGUCCACCGCGCCAGAGCCUUACAGCUUCGUUAUCCCACCCAAGUGCACGGUGAGGCACGACGUGCCAGCGGUGGUCUUCUCUACCGGCGGCUGCGGCACCAACUUCUUCCACGCCAUGACUGACCUCAUUGUGCCACUCUACAUCACAGCCCGCGAGUACAACGGCCACGUCCAGCUGCUCGUCACCGACUACCAGCCUGAGUGGGUGGCCAAGUUCAGGCCGAUCCUGACCGCACUAUCCAUCUACCCGGUCAUAGACUUCGACGCCGGCACCGCCGUGCGCUGCUUCCCGUCGGCGCACGUCGGGCUUGAGAGCCACAGGAUACUUGGCUUCGACCCGGCUCUCUCCCGCAACGGCUACACCAUGAUGGGAUUCCGGGACUUCCUCCGGGACGUCUUCUCGCUACGGCGGGCAUGGGCGACACCCGUAAGCAGGAGCAGUGGACACAAGCCUCGGCUCGUCUUUGUUCUGCGGCGCCACUCGAGGGCUGUGACGAACGAAGCCGAUGCCAUCGCCGCCGUUGCGGAUCUCGGCUUCCAGGUCGUCGCUGCGGGUCCGGAGGACGUCCGCGACAUGGCCAAGAUAGCGGCGGUGGUGAACUCGUGCGACGUGAUGGUGGGCGUGCACGGCGCUGGGCUCACCAACAUGGUGUUCCUGCCGCACAACGGCACCAUAGUGCAGAUCAUCCCGUGGGGAAACUUGAAGUACCCGUGCCGGUUCGACUUCGGCGACCCGGUGCCGGACAUGGGACUGCGCUACGUCGAAUACGAGGUGAAUGCGGAGGAGACCACGCUCAAGUACAAGUACCCCAGGGACCAUCCGGUGUUUACGGACCCAAUCUCCAUAGAGCGCACCGGUAAACUUUGGGAUACGUUCCUCGAGGGCCAGAACGUCACUCUGGACAUCGACAGGUUCAGAGAGGCCAUGCAACAAGUGUACAAGUCCGUCACCACGCAGUAG
This is a messenger RNA of Miscanthus lutarioriparius, 1428 nucleotides long. Lineage: Eukaryota; Viridiplantae; Streptophyta; Magnoliopsida; Poales; Poaceae. The record is from the annotation of a GenBank genome assembly.